AAAUAUUCUUGAGCAAGUCGGUAGCAAAAUUACAUCCACGCGACAUUAAAUCGGGAUUAAUAAAAUAAUUUCUUUAAAUAAAAUGGCCGUUCCCAAAUGGCUAAAUCGUGAUUUUUUUGAGACAGCCCUUCGGCAGUAUGAAAAGGAUGAAAAUCUUAAAGUUACUGAUGUGGAAGUGAAGAGAAUCCUUGAUACCAGUGAACCAACAACUAGUGCAAUCUUCUCAGCUUCAGUGUCCUACAGUCUCUUUAAUAGCACAAAUGAGAAUAGCACCAAAUUGAUUGUAAAAACUCCAGCAUCCAUUCUUGAGGACAACAGUGAUGCUGUACCUGCUGAACCCUCAAUUGAUCCUCUUUUUGAGACUGAAAUUGAAAUGUACACGAAAACUCUGCCAGCCAUUGGAAAAUACCUGCUGUGUUCGCUAGAUGAGAGGGUCUUCUUUCCUAAUCUAAUUUAUCAUUCUAAGAGCCCCCAUUAUGUGUUGGUGUUCGAUGACAUCACCGAUAAGGGUUUCGCCAAAGUCACCAACCAGUUGAAUUUUGAGAAUUCCAAACUAAUUUUCUCCAAAUUGGCAAAAUUACACGCAUGUUCGAUGUUCUUGGAGCAGAAAACAAACGAGGUGUCCGAUUACAAGCAAGGUCUCUUUCGUGUUCGUCCUGAUGGUGUUGAACACAUGCUAAAUUCAAUCAGCAAGCUUAUCGAUGAAAUUGCAACAUGGCCCAAUCAUGAGAACUAUGUGGAAAAGUUCAAGAACAUUCAUGAAAAUUUUCACAGGAAAAUUCGACGAUUGUACAGCGUUAACACCCCCACUGAUGGCUACAAUGUUCUCAAUCAUGGGGAUUUUCACUUCAGGAAUAUGAUGUUUAAAACGGACAAACAAGGAACUGCUUAUGAUUUUAUGCUAGUAGACUACCAAGUUUGCAUUUGGGGCUCCCCUGCCCUGGAUGUUAUUUAUGCCCUCUACAUGGUAGCAUCAAAGGACACGCUGGAGAAGCACCGUGAAGAUCUCCUUACGCACUAUUACGAUGAAUUUGUGGCUGCCCAUCGAACAUUAGGAGUCAAAGAGAAACCUCCCUCGAGGCUUGAUUUCAAUACUGAACUUAUUCGACAUGGAAUUUUGGAAAUGAUCAUUGCUGUCUGUUUUAUGCCAUACGUCCAUGUGGACUUUUCCAAGGUUAGCAUAGAUGACCUAAUGGCAAAUGGAGAAGCAUCAAAGGACGUUCGUAGGGAGAUAUAUGGGCAUCCUGAUUAUAAGAAAGCCAUCCAGGAGCUUUUACCAAAGUAUCUAGAAAAAGGAUUCCUUGAUUAACAUUUUUUCUUUAAGUAUUUCGAAUAGUAGAACAUUUUGUAGUUUUUUUUAUUAAUCGUUUUGUUAUUAAAAAAAUAUUUUUAUGCUUAUAAAAAAAAUGCCGGGGUUGUGCAAAAUUUAGAAGAAAUCAACAUUUUUGCCUAAUAAUUAUUGUAUUUAAUUAAUCAAAAAUGUAUAUCUUACUGUUAAUUAUAAUGAAUUUUAUAAGAAGUAUGUAUUCUUGGUA
Molecule: messenger RNA, 1535 nt
Organism: Lutzomyia longipalpis
Lineage: Eukaryota; Metazoa; Arthropoda; Insecta; Diptera; Psychodidae
Exons: 3
Coding region: 83-1309 (408 amino acids)
Source: RefSeq, a predicted model, not a curated record